This is a messenger RNA of Lampris incognitus (smalleye Pacific opah), 710 nucleotides long. RefSeq names its product CD59 glycoprotein-like. NCBI's taxonomy places the organism in Eukaryota, Metazoa, Chordata, Actinopteri, Lampriformes, Lampridae. The transcript has 4 exons. Bases 96 to 452 code for a protein of 118 amino acids. The record is from RefSeq and is a predicted model, not a curated record.
CUUACGCUCUUGCUCCAUUUGACCAGAAACAGUGGGCUGCUUGAAAUCUCUUUUUUUUCCCCUCCACGUUCACAGGCUUGACAGUGAUUAUAAUCAUGAAGAGGAGCUCUGCGGUGCUUUGCCUGGCUGUCGGCUUUACCCUGCUUGGUCUUGGUUCCUCCCUUCCUCCAGGUCCCCCCCUGCAGUGUUACACCUGUCCUGACGGCUCCGCUGAGAGCUGCGAGGUUGUCCAUGAGUGUGCCGGCGGUAAAGACAGCUGCAUCAGACUCGAAAGCGCCGGGAAGGUCUACGCCGACUGUGUGGCGUAUUCAGAUUGUGAUUUCAUGUUGCUGGCACAAAACUACGAAUUCUCUCAGUUCACCUUCGACUGCUGUCAGUCAAGUCUCUGUAACACCGAGAAGUCCCCGGGGCCGUUCGAGAGGUUUAAAAAGUUCAUCAAGUCGUUGUUCUGAGGAGCCAAACUCAUUUGUUCACCCGCUCACGGUGUCCAAAGCAGUUCAAGAUGGCUUCGAGCAAUUUCACCUGUGGCUAGCCCGAAUAGUUUUAAGACAUGUUGACUUCUUCCUGUCAGGUUGGUUCAUACACUUUCCUUUCCCUUACAACCCCGAGUCAGCCAGGAAAGCGUUUGUUCAUUUGAAGUCAUGUAGCGAGAAAUGUCCCGUCUGCCCGUCGAAGCUCGUCUGAAUUAAAAACUGAACUGUGCAAGUUGA